CAAGUACAUUCAAGCCUUCUUCAUUCAAAAAAAAAAAUGGUAACCAUUGUGGGUUCUUACAAUGUCACUCCAAAUCAACCAACUCCAAAGGAUCCUUUAUGGCUAUCCAAUAGUGACCUAAUCGGGUUCCAAGGUUAUGUACCCACUCUUUACGUUUACAAAGCAAAACCCAAUUAUAGCAACAACAUAAUUGAGAGGUUGAGAAACUCUCUUAGCAAGCUUUUGGUGUACUACUAUCCUGUUGCUGGCAGAUUGAGCUUGACAAAAAGUGGUCGAAUGGAAGUGGAUUGUAACGCUAAGGGAGUGACAUUGAUUGAAGCAGAAACCACAAACACAUUUGCUGAUUAUGGAGACUUUACUACACCUUCAGAGUCCACAGAUGAACUUGUUCCAAAAAUUGAUUCUACUCAACCUAUAGAGGAGACUCCAAUACUGGUAGUGCAAUUAACAAGGUUCCGUGGUGGUGAUGAAGGCCUUGCCGUUGGAUUUGGUAUGUUUCAUUCUUUGACUGAUGCAACCGGCAUCAUUCACUUCAUGAACAGAUGGGCAAAGCUGGCUAGAGGGGAAGAACUAAACCCUAAUGAAAUUCCGUUUCUCGAUCGAACAAUACUCCAAUUAUUUUCAUCAUCAUCGCAACACGUGGAUCAACCGGAGUGGAAGCCUAUAACACAAGCACAAGGAGUAGAGCAAAAGCAAAGAAGUUGUUCUUUGUUAAAACUCACAUCAAGCCAAGUGGAGAGGCUAAAGAAGAAGACUAAUGAUGAAAGUCCAAAAGAAUUAGGGGUAAGACCUUAUAGCAGAUUUGAAGCUAUUGCUGCUCAUAUAUGGAGAUGUGCAUCUAAGGCUCGUGCUGAAUAUUCAAAUUCAAAUCACCCAACUAUAGUUCGGUUUAGUGUUAAUAUUCGUAAUAGGUUAUUGACUCCACCUAUCCCUGAGAGUUAUUUUGGGAAUGCUUUGGCAAGAACAACGACACCUAAAUGCUAUGAGGGAGAUAUCAUAUCGAACCCUUUAAGUUUUGCUGCUCAAAAGUUAAGGGAAGCAGUAAAUCCGAUUACGGGUGAGUAUAUAAAGUCACAAUUAAGUGUUGGUUUAGGGCAAGAGCAAUUGGAUCACAUAAGGGCUUUUUUCAUGAGACAAGAACACGGUAUGAAAACACCCUAUAUUGCUGGGGAACAUAACAACGUUAUUCUCCUUACAAGCUUGAUGACCAUGCCAGUGUAUGAAGCAGAUUUUGGUUGGGGAAAGCCUAUGCAAUUUGGUUUACCACGUGGGUCUCUAGAUGAUAGGGUAGGAAUUCUUCCAAGCCCAGAUGGAGAUGGUGUUGUUGUCAACGUGUUUUUCCAGGAAGCAAUUCUGCAGCGUUUCAAAAAGUUGUUCUACGAGGAUGUGUAUAUAUCCUCAUUGUAGCAGAUACAUAUGCAGAUUAUUUGUUGUUGUGUUUUUUAAUAUUUCAAAGCCUGUUGUUAAUCUCCUUGUCUUUAGGAGUUUGAUAAUGUUCAAAAAAUAAAUAAACAAACUAAGUGAUGUUUGACUGUGGCUUGACUAGAAAACAUGAUCUUAGAGCUAGCUAGCUGGUGAUGAAUUAUUGUUUUUCAGGUCUUAACAUGUACGUUUUUUAAUUCAAUGAAAUGUAAUAUCUCUCUCUUCUUUCA
Glycine soja is the source of this 1652-nucleotide messenger RNA. RefSeq names its product spermidine hydroxycinnamoyl transferase-like. The transcript has a single exon. Lineage: Eukaryota; Viridiplantae; Streptophyta; Magnoliopsida; Fabales; Fabaceae. Gene Ontology annotation, molecular function: acyltransferase activity, transferring groups other than amino-acyl groups. The record is from RefSeq and is a predicted model, not a curated record. Bases 37 to 1407 code for a protein of 456 amino acids.